AUAAAUCAUACGUAUAUUCACUCCAUAUUAAUUUAUGUGACUUUUAUUGUUUUUAAUUUAUUUAAAGGAAAAGUUAUUUUUUAUCCUUAAUAAUAUAACUUAUACAAAUAUCUAAAUUUUGUUUUAAAUCACAAUUCUGAAUUUUUUUUUUUCUUAAAAUUUAUGUCAAGUCAAAUAAUAUCAUAUAAAUUAAGACGGAUGGAAGUAAUAUAUACGUAAUUCCAUUAUAAAAUCCUCCCCAUUUUUACAGCUAUAUCAGACAACGUCCCACCACCUGGCAGCUCCCCAUCAAUAGAUAUCAAGAUUUGCAGCAAAUUGCAACACUAGUUCUCAAAUUUAAUUUGUUGAGUUCUCUGUGGGUUAACUAAUUUCCUGCAUGAAUAUUGGGAGGAUUUUGCUGGGUAAAACAAGUCUACCUGCAGGUCACUAUUAUUCUCUUAUAUCAAAGAAGAAGAAGAAGAUGACGAACAAGAAAAUGAGAAAGGGAUAUGAAAAGAGAAAGAUGAUGAUGAGAAAGAGAUCAAUGGAAAACAAUAAUAUGGUACAAAAGUUGUAUGAUACUUGCAAGCAAGUGUUUGCAAAUGGUAAGGCUGGCUAUAUUCCUCCUCCUCCAGACAUCCAACGACUGACAUCGCUACUAGAUACUUUGGAGCCAAAAGAUUUCAAGUUUACAGCACCUAGCUUGGAAGCUUCAUGUGCAAGUCCUGGAACCAAGGAAGCUCCUCUUGUCACCUACAUUGAGCUCCACGAAUGCAACAAAUUUUCGAUAGGGCUCUUUUGUUUGCCGCCUUCUUCAGUAAUUCCUCUUCAUAAUCAUCCUGGCAUGACUGUGUUCAGCAAGCUUCUAGCAGGAACCAUGCAUGCUACGUCAUAUGAUUGGGUGCAGAUCAAUCACGACCAAGUUAAUAAUAACUAUACAGUACGCGAGCAGCAGGAAUCAAGGAUGAGAUUGGCAAAGGUUCAUGUUGACGGAGAGUUCACAGCACCAUGCAAUACUACAGUGUUAUUUCCUGAAUCAGGAGGAAAUAUACACAGCUUUAAGGCUAUAACACCUUGUAUCCUACUGGAUGUUUUAGGACCACCCUAUUCCCAAGUUGAAGGUCGUUACUAUCAACAUUACACUUAUGAUGACACUAGUUUUUCCGAUGUUAAAAAAAUGGAGGUGAAGGAAGAUGAGACAAGAUAUGCAUGGCUUGAAGAACGAAAUGAGCAGUUCGUUAUGUUAGGAGGAACAUAUGACGGUCCUAAAAUUCAAAGAUAAAUUAAACCUGGCCCUCACGUAUAUUAUAUGAUAUAGGUAAAUUAUACGUUUUUGAUGUAAAACAGCGUGCAUUUUUUAUGUACAUUCAGUGCAGGUAAAAAAAUGACUGCAUUUCAGUCAUACGUGAGUUUGCAUGAGUUCAGUUGUAUGUGCAUAAACAUCAUUCAUAUAUGUCUGAGUUUGUCCCGAAGUUGUUAGACUUGCAAAUCAUUAGUCACUAUGAAUUUGAUUUAAAUAGUGCUCCCAAAAUUGAUAUAAGGGCAAACAACAUAAGUUUCGAUAGUUUGAAGUUUGAUUAUAGAGAAUCUUCACAUUUUGCAUAAUUACUGAAAAUCUCAAUUUUGUGUCUGUCGAGAUACAUAAUUAGUUCCUCAUACAUCCAACGAAGAUACAUAAUUUGUUGGUAUUUUUGUAAUUACGUUGUAAGGUGGUGAUUUGUGUAAAUAUGGUAAGUUAAAGGUGUGUGUUUA
This is a messenger RNA of Capsicum annuum, 1731 nucleotides long. Its product is annotated as plant cysteine oxidase 1. Gene Ontology annotation, molecular function: oxidoreductase activity, acting on single donors with incorporation of molecular oxygen, incorporation of two atoms of oxygen. The coding region runs from base 377 to 1261 and encodes 294 amino acids. The transcript has 5 exons. The record is from RefSeq and is a predicted model, not a curated record. NCBI's taxonomy places the organism in Eukaryota, Viridiplantae, Streptophyta, Magnoliopsida, Solanales, Solanaceae.